CUGUUCGGAGCACCUCGUCCGAGGCCGACUUCUUUGACAUCCCUGAUGAACCGAUUCAGGCGAUCCUGAAGCGCCAGCUGCGGCGCGUACGGACAUGGGUCGUCUUCGGUGCAAUCUUCCUCCUCCUUCUCUAUCGCAGCCGUCCGCGUCCGAUCGAGCCGGAAAAGCUGCCGCAUAUUGAUUACAAGAAGGUCGACUGGUCGCUCUACGCUUACAGCCAGUAUGCGACCUCCUCGGCUUACCUGUGCAACGCCGUGAUGGUGUUUGAGGCCUUGGACCGCCUCGGCAGUCGAGCAGAACGUAUUCUGUUCUAUCCAGAAGAUUGGGACCUGGAAAUCAGCGAUACCAAUGACAGGGACAGCCAGUUGCUGGUCUUAGCGCGGGACGCGUACAAAGUGCAGCUGGUGCCGAUCGAUGUGCAGAUGGUUCGCAGUGGAACAGGAUCCAAGGAACCAUGGGAUAAAAGUAUUUCGAAGCUGCUUGCGUUUGGCGAAACACAGUACGAGCGGAUCAUCCAUCUCGACUCCGACAUCACCGUUCUGCAGAGCAUGGAUGAGCUGUUCUUCCUGCCUGCCACUCCAGCCGCCAUGCCUCGUGCUUACUGGAACCUCCCUGAAAACAGACAGCUUAGCUCGAUGCUUAUCGUGGUCCAGCCCUCGUUCCGCGAAUACAGCGCGCUCAUGACUGCCGCCAAACCCGCCAUGUACGGACAGGUUGAGCCGAACACCACCGUAGAGCACGCAUAUGAUAUGGAGUUGUUGAACGAUCGCUAUAGGGACUCGGCUCUUGUGCUUCCUCACCGACGGUACGGCCUGGUCACCGGCGAGUUUAGGAAGACGGACCACACGGCUUUUCUCGGAAAUGAGUAUGAGCCCUGGGACCCGGACAAGGUUCUGGCGGAGGCCAAGUUUGUCCAUUUCUCGGAUUGGCCCUUGCCCAAGCCUUGGGUGAUGUGGCCACAGAAGCUCCUCGCAGAAAUGUUGCCAAAAUGCCAGAAUAACCCUGGUACACCACAGGAGAGUGGCUGCCGUGACCGCGAGGUCUGGAAGAACCUGUAUGAGAACUUCCGCAGGAGACGCAAGGUACAGUAAUCCGCCGGAUCCCUUGUCUCCCCUUGAUUAACCAUGUUUCCACACAAACAGGACAUUUGUAGACUGCUCAGCUACCCCGCUCCCGACGAACUCUCUUCUGACAAACCUGAAGGACAAUGAGAAGAAUAAUUGCCUAUUCAACUUCUCUCCUACUAGCUAGACUAGGUUGGAGGCCAUAUCAUCACUCACAGUACAUUGCACUGGCGUUAUUUUAUGCAUAUUUGGACAUGAUUAGGAUUCAUUGAUUCAUUUG
This is a messenger RNA of Penicilliopsis zonata CBS 506.65, 1344 nucleotides long. RefSeq lists its product as hypothetical. The transcript has 3 exons. The coding region runs from base 258 to 1091 and encodes 277 amino acids. Lineage: Eukaryota; Fungi; Ascomycota; Eurotiomycetes; Eurotiales; Aspergillaceae. The record is from RefSeq and is a predicted model, not a curated record. Gene Ontology annotation, molecular function: glycosyltransferase activity.